AUGGCCAUCAUCCUGGACAUUCCUGCCAAAGAUGCCCAUCAUCCUGUGGCUGCUGCUGUCCGAGUGAAGCUGUGGGCCAACACCUUUGGCAGGAACCUAUACAGCAUGGUGUCCAGGUACUCCAGUGUCCCCUUAUUGCAGAAGAAGUACAAGGACGUGGAGCCCAGUCUGAAGAUCAAGGAGGUGGAUGGCUUGGAGCUAGUGAGGAAGUUCUCAGAGGACAUGGAGACCAUGCUGCAGAGGAAAGUGGAGGCUGUUAAGAGGCUGGUGGAGGCUGUCAAGGAAGCUGACCUGAAGCACAAAUUCAAUGCAUCUCUGGUGUUUGACUACUACAACUCAGUCCUGAUCAAUGAGAAGGACCAGAAAGGCAACUACGUGGAGCUGGGAGCAGAGUUUGUUCUAGAGUCUGAUGCACGCUUCAGCAACCUGAGGGUGAACGUCUCCAUGAGCAGUGUGCAGCUGCCCACCAACGUGUACAACAAAGACCCAGAUAUUUUAAAUGGAGUAUACAUGUCUGAGGCCCUGAACCCUGUGUUUGUGAAGAAUUUCCAGAGAGACCUGACACUGACCUGGCAAUAUUUUGGCAGCUCGACUGGAUUCUUCAGGAUCUAUCCAGGGAUAAAGUGGACACCAGAUGAAAAUGGAGUCAUUGCCUUUGACUGUCGAAACCGUGGCUGGUACAUACAAGCUGCCACCUCUCCCAAGGACAUAGUUAUUCUUGUAGACAUAAGUGGCAGCAUGAAGGGACUGAGGAUGGCUAUUGCCAAGCACACCAUCACCACCAUUUUGGACACUCUGGGAGAGAAUGACUUCGUGAACAUCAUUGCAUACAAUGACUACAUCCAUUACAUUGAGCCCUGCUACAAAGGCAUCCUUGUCCAGGCCGAUCGGGACAACCGAGAGCAUUUCAAGCAGCUGGUGGAUGAACUGAUGGUCAAAGGCAUGGGCAUCGUGAGCCAUGCCUUAACUGAAGCCUUUGAGAUCUUGAAGCAGUUCCAAGAGGCCAGGCAAGGAAGUCUCUGCAACCAGGCCAUCAUGCUGAUUACUGACAGGGCCGUGGAGGACUAUGAGCCUGUAUUUGAGAAGUAUAAGUGGCUGGACCAGAAGGUCCGAGUUUUCACUUAUCUUAUUGGGAGAGAAGUAACUUUUGCUGACCGCAUGAAGUGGAUUGCCUGCAACAACAAAGGCUACUACACACAGAUCUCCACACUGGCAGAUGCUCAGGAGAAUGUCAUGGAGUACCUGCAUGUGCUCAGUCGCCCCAUGGUCAUCAACCACGACCAUGACAUCAUCUGGACAGAGGCCUACAUGGACAGCAGGGUAAACCUGAUGAUGUUCACCUCGAAGGCACAGAGCCUGAUGCUCCUUACCACAGUGGCCACGCCUGUCUUCAGCAAAAAGAAUGAAACACGAUUUCAUGGCAUUCUCCUGGGCGUGGUGGGCUCUGACGUGACCCUAAGAGAGCUUUUGAAGCUGGCACCCCAUUACAAGCUCGGGGUACAUGGAUAUGCUUUUUUGAACACUAAUAACGGCUACAUCCUCUCUCAUCCUGACCUCCAACCCUUGUACAGAGAAGGCGAGAAACUAAGACCCAAACCCAACUACAACAGUGUGGACCUCUCAGAAGUGGAGUGGGCAGACCAAACGGAAACACUGAGAACAGCCAUGAUCAACAGGGAAACAGGAUCUUUCUCCAUGAAUGUGAAGGUGCCACUGGACAAAGGGAAGCGAGUUUUGUUCUUAACCAAUGACUAUUUCUUCACGGACAUCAGUGACACACCUUUCAGCUUGGGAGUGGUGCUGGCCAGGGGCCACGGAGAGCAUGUCCUUCUAGGAAACACAUCUGUGGAGGAAGGCCUACACGACUUGCUACAUCCAGAUCUAAUGCUGGCCAGCGACUGGAUCUACUACCUCACAGAUAUCGACCCAGAUCACUGGAAGCUCAGCCAGCUGGAGGCUGUGGUCCACUUCCUGACAGGGACUGAUCCAGAUCUGGAGUGUGAUGAAGAGCUGGUGUGUGAGGUACUGUUUGACACGGUGGUGACAGCCCCCAUGGAAGCCCACUGGACAGCACUGGCACUCAACAACUCAGAAGAGUUGGAGCCCGGCAUGGAUGUAGCCUUCCUGGGGACCCGGGCUGGCCUCCUCAGAAGCACCUUGUUCGUGGGCUCUGAGAAACUCUCUGACAGGAAGUUCCAGACACCUGAAGAUGAAGCCAAUAUUUUCACCAUGGACCACUUUCCCCUGUGGUACUGCCAGGCCUCUGAGCAACCUCCUGGCAGCUUUGUCUUCAACCUCCGCUGGGCAGAAGGACCAGGUAACCUACAGGGCUCCCUCCCUGCCUUCCCUCCUGACAUGCCUCAUGCCCCAUGCCAUAGCCUCCACAUAGAAUGUAGGGCUCACGUGUUCUCAUCCCCAGCCAGAAUGAUGCUCCAGCAUGGAGCAAAGGAAAGAGAUUUGACCCAAAAACCAACCAAGCUGAAUUCUAGCCCAAAUUCCAAAUAUGCGAUCAGAAGGGUUAAUCGCUAAGAGGCUUCUAGUUCUAAACAUUGGAGCACUUUUUAAAGUUCCAUAGCCACCCAGAUGGAAGUCCCAGGCUUUGCCUCAGAGGGCUUACCACAUCCAGUGGCUGCUGCGCCUCUUCCCAGGCAGAAAGAAAACAACUCUUGUCUCCACUUCCCUCAUAUUGCCCAUAAUAGAAGAUAGUUCCUGGGCCAUGAAGGAUAUGACCAAGCCCAGCCAGUAGAUUCUCACAGGCCCAGGCCAGCAGACUAGAGGGCCACACAGUUGAGGACAUCAACUCCCAGCCCUGGCCACUUCGGAAGACAUGCAGGGAGGAACAGUGGGGUUCUUCACUGAGCACCAGGGAAAUCAAAGAAUGCUGAGAACGCAUAGGGCCUGAGACUCCGUGAGUCUUUACCUCUUGGUUACCCUUGAGGAAACAGAAGCCCAGAGAGGUUGAGGGCCAUAUCUGGGGCCCAUGGUCUAAAGAGCAACAAUUAUCCACCAGAUUACUAUUAGGAGGUUGAACCCAAUCCAAAGGAGCUGGGGCUUGGACAGUACUGAUGGAUGGUAUAGGCAGGAGAUGGAGGCUGCCAGAGCAGACAUCUGAGACACAACAGCAGACUCAAGUCCAACUGGAAAGAACUACCAUUCCCCUUCAAGUUGCCCUUCUGAG
Molecule: messenger RNA, 3178 nt
Organism: Nannospalax galili (Upper Galilee mountains blind mole rat)
Lineage: Eukaryota; Metazoa; Chordata; Mammalia; Rodentia; Spalacidae
Product: voltage-dependent calcium channel subunit alpha-2/delta-4
Cellular component (GO): voltage-gated calcium channel complex
Molecular function (GO): voltage-gated calcium channel activity
Source: RefSeq, a predicted model, not a curated record